Messenger RNA from Sitodiplosis mosellana (orange wheat blossom midge), 1009 nucleotides. RefSeq names its product peroxiredoxin-2. Lineage: Eukaryota; Metazoa; Arthropoda; Insecta; Diptera; Cecidomyiidae. Gene Ontology annotation, molecular function: thioredoxin peroxidase activity. Gene Ontology annotation, cellular component: mitochondrion; cytosol. The transcript has 5 exons. Gene Ontology annotation, biological process: cell redox homeostasis; cellular response to stress; hydrogen peroxide catabolic process. The record is from RefSeq and is a predicted model, not a curated record. Bases 219 to 914 code for a protein of 231 amino acids.
UAUUCGUCGCUAUUCAAGGUUGUCAAUCAUUUUGAAUAGUGUACAACUAACCUACUGAAGUUUUGACGUUUCCGAGUGACAUUUGCUCUAUGCGUUCUACUAUUCACUUCAACUUCACAUAUUAUCAUAUCAACGGCAUACGGCAUUGUUUCAUUCGGUCUGUAGCGGACUUGUUUUUUCUAAUUACAACUUGAACAAAUCAACGUGAAACGAAAAUCAUGGCAUUCGUAAAUAAAUUGACAAUGUUAAAAAAUCUAACGAGCCAAGUAACAAGAGUCGGCUCACAAGCAAAAUUACUUCACACUGGCGUUCGGCUAUGCACUGCUGACGUUCAGAAACCGGCACCGGAUUUCAAGGGGACAGCUGUCGUACAAAAAGACUUUAAGACCAUUCAAUUGUCUGAUUAUAAAGGCAAAUACUUGGUCCUCUUUUUCUAUCCACUUGAUUUUACGUUCGUGUGCCCGACGGAGAUUAUCGCAUUCAGUGACCGUAUCAAAGAAUUCGAAGCAUUGAACACAAACGUUGUUGGUGUUUCAGUAGAUUCACAUUUCAGCCAUUUGGCAUGGAUCAAUACACCGAGAAAGGCCGGCGGCUUAGGUGAUUUACAAUACCCACUGUUGGCCGAUAUCACAAAGAAAAUCUCCAUCGACUAUGAUGUUUUGAUCAAAGAAGAAGGAAUCGCUUUGCGUGGUCUGUAUAUUAUCGAUCCAAACGGUGUGAUCCGUCAGAAGACAGUCAAUGAUCUGCCAGUCGGACGUUCAGUUGAUGAAACAUUGAGAUUGAUUGAAGCUAUUCAGCAUUUUGAAAAGCAUGGCGAAGUUUGCCCAGCCAACUGGAGCCGUGACAAGAAUCCAGCUACAAUCAAACCAAGUGUAAAGGAGUCGCAAGAGUAUUUCAGCAAACAACAUUCUUAAUUUAUGAAAGUGUACAUUUUUGAUACCAUCCCAAAGGAAAGCCACGAUGAUGCCUCGAUUUGAACCAAUAAAACCAUAGAAAAUGUUAGAAACAA